Beta vulgaris subsp. vulgaris (sugar beet) is the source of this 1902-nucleotide messenger RNA. RefSeq names its product probable arabinosyltransferase ARAD1. The record is from RefSeq and is a predicted model, not a curated record. The transcript has 4 exons. The coding region runs from base 381 to 1724 and encodes 447 amino acids. NCBI's taxonomy places the organism in Eukaryota, Viridiplantae, Streptophyta, Magnoliopsida, Caryophyllales, Amaranthaceae. Gene Ontology annotation, molecular function: glycosyltransferase activity.
AGAAAUACAAUAGAUAAAAUCAUUUUAGGAGUAAAACAAAAGAAACAUCCCAGGAAAGAAAAGCAUCCACCGCAAACCAGCUUACUAAUCUGGUCACUCAAACCAUUUUUAAUAAAAUUCCCCAGAUGCAGCAACUCUACUACUACUAGUACCAAAAAAAACUGUAAUCCAACUGCAUAAUAAUAUCUUUUCUUUCCCCUCAAAUUCCGCUCACAUUCUUUCUUUCUUUCUGACAAAAACCCAUCAAAAAUUCCACCCUCAAAUUUCUUACAAAUCCCACAAAAUCUCACCUCAAAUUUCAAAACCCCACUAAUUUCCCCCUCAAAUCAUGAUUACCCAUCUCUCAAAACAACACAAUUAGUUAAUAAACCCAAAAAAUCAUGAGCAAUUGUGAAAAACCAAUGUACAAAAAAGCAGGAAUAAUCCUUGCAAUUCUCGUAUUUGCCACAUUUCUUUACCUAUUCUUCAUAGGAACCGUGGAUCUACGUGGGUCCCACUACUACCUAAACCCAUUCCUUCAAUCUCUGCCGUCGAAUCCUAAGUGGGUCCCACCUUGCCGGAGUUUAUCUCCGUUGAAAGUUUACAUGUAUGAUCUUCCUCGGAGAUUCAACGUCGGUAUGUUACGUCGCCGGAGCUCCGACGAAACUCCGGUGACAUUCGAGACACUUCCGCCAUGGCCGACAGUUUCUGGGUUGAGGAAGCAGCAUAGUGUUGAGUAUUGGAUGAUGGCUUCUUUGCUUGUGGAGGAGAGAGAAAAUGAAAAUGGAAGUGGUGGUGAAGUUGUGAGAGUGUUGGAUCCAGAAAUGGCGGAUGUGUUCUUUGUUCCGUUUUUUUCAUCUUUGAGUUUUAAUGUUUAUGGACAUAAUAUGACUGAUCCAAUUACUGAACGUGAUAAGGAACUUCAGGUUGAUAUAUUGGAGUUUUUGAGGAACUCUAGGUACUGGCAAAAGUCAGAAGGCCGAGAUCAUGUCAUCCCUAUGCAUCACCCUAAUGCGUUCAGGUUUCUUCGGGAGCAGGUAAAUGCAUCGAUUCUCAUUGUGGCAGAUUUCGGUCGUUAUCCGAAGAGCAUGUCAAAUUUAAAGAAAGAUGUUGUUUCCCCAUAUGUCCAUGUCGUGGAUUCAUAUACCGAUGAUGACACGCCUGAUCCUUUUGAAUCCCGUACCACACUGUUGUUUUUCCGUGGCAGAACUGUCAGGAAAGAUGAAGGCGUGGUUCGUGCUAAAUUGCAAAAGCUUCUGGAAGAUUAUGAUGAUGUCCGCUUUGAAAGGAGCUUUGCCUCAGAGGAAAACAUAAGAUUGUCCACACAGGGGAUGCGAUCGUCAAAGUUCUGUCUACACCCAGCAGGAGAUACCCCUUCCUCAUGCCGGCUUUUCGAUGCUAUAGUCAGCCAUUGCGUACCGGUCAUUGUUAGCGACCAAAUUGAGCUUCCGUAUGAAGACGAGCUUGAUUAUUCUGAGUUCUCCCUCUUCUUCUCAACCGACGAGGCUCUAAACCCGGGUUAUAUGAUCGAGCAGCUUCGUCAAUUCCCAAAAGAGAGGUGGCUUAAAAUGUGGAAUAAGCUGAAGAACAUUUCCCAUCAUUACGAGUUUCAAUACCCCCCCAAGAAAGGUGAUGCAGUCAAUAUGUUAUGGAGGCAGGUCCGACAUAAGCUCCCGCCAGCUUACCUUGCUACUCAUAGAAACAGAAGGUUAAAAAUCCCUGAUUGGUGGGGAAGGAAAAGAUAGCUCGUUUCUAUUUUGUACUUAACUGUACUUGUUUUUGUAUGUACAGUACUACAGUUCCAUAUUUACAGUUGAAAAUUCCCUUAAGACAGGGGAAUCAUAGGUUAUUAUUGGAGUGCAUACUUUAAGCCUCUGACAUCUCAUUUGAUCAAUUUGUUUGUAUUCUUUUGAUUGUUGUUCA